AUCUGAUGUCACCUUCUAGGUUGAGUCAUGCCUAGGCCCCUCUCAACUCCUGACCCCCAGCUUCUAGAGAUGACCUCCCACUGAUCACUGACCAUGGUAGCGUCCAACCCCCUGGUGAGCCCCGCGGGCUCUACAGGCCUGUCUGUACUCUUCUCUACUCUCUGCAUCAUCGAUCUCUUCGGCGUCUUCCCAGUGGUGGCUCUGCCUAGAGCUAUCAUAGGAUGUGGAUGGCUGGGUAUACCCUUGGCCCUGUGUAUCUUCGGUGUGCAAGUAUACACAGCGAUGCUGCUGGGUCGGUGUUGGCUGAUGGCAGAACAAAUAAACCCGGAAAUUGCUCACAAAAGUAGAUAUCCAUACGCAGCCAUUGCAGAGAUGACGUUCGGCGAAGGUGUCAGUAGAAUGGUGACUUUUCUGUUAGAUCUUGCAGUGUUUGGUGGAGGAAUUCCCAAUCUGUUGGUCGCCUCCCAGAACCUACAGAUGCUGGGCCUAAAGGCGUCUAAUUGGAACUUCGACUUCUCCUUCUGCUAUUGGAUGUUGCUGUUGGGGCUGGCACUGUGUCCUGUCAUGUGGCUGGGUAGUCCCAAGGACAUGAAAUGGGUUGCUGGUACCAGUGUAGGUACGGUGCUGAGUGUAUCAGUGCUGACAUGGACAUGUCUACUGACUGCUGAGCCAGCCUCACCUGCCGUGGUGCCUAGGCCGUCCUGGGAGGGUGUGUUCCUGGCCUAUGGGAUACUGGCGUUCCAGUUCGACAUCCACCCUGUUAUCUUGACAGUACAAGUAGACAUGGCUGACAAGAGGAAACUUGGACAUGCAAUCCUUGGAGCUUUUUCAGUCACUGGCACGCUGUUCCUGGUGACUUGUCUGAUCGCCUUCGUCAGGUUUGGAGAUCAGCUCCGCUACAACCUACUGCAAUGUCUGCCUCCCAGUGGUCCUCUACUUGCUGAUGAUUUGUUUGCAUGUUACAGUCACUGGCACGCUGUUCUGGUGACUUGUCUUAUCGCCUUCGUCAGGUUUGGUGAUCAGCUCCGCUACAACUUACUGCAAGGUCUGCCUCCCAGUGGUCCUCUCCUUGCUGACGAACUGCUGGUAACUCUGCAGAUCUGCCUCAGCAUGGUAGUCAGCGGACUGCCUUAUUCCAGGAUAUAG
Molecule: messenger RNA, 1146 nt
Organism: Macrosteles quadrilineatus (aster leafhopper)
Lineage: Eukaryota; Metazoa; Arthropoda; Insecta; Hemiptera; Cicadellidae
Exons: 7
Coding region: 94-1146 (350 amino acids)
Source: RefSeq, a predicted model, not a curated record